AUGGCUCGACAUGUUGUGCUCCCUCCCAUCCUACAUCAGGUGGCGCUGGAGGAAAGAUUGCUGCUACAGCAAUUGCGUCAGCUACUGGAGGAUUGGACCUCGCACAUCAUUCCGCCCAGCCUCACAGCCUCACCGCGCAAUGAUAUUGUAGCUUUUGCGUGCCAACGGCUACCAGAAAGCUUGAAGUCCCGUUUCCUGACCUACGCGGACACGCUUGCUACUGCUCUGCCGAUGGAAGGCCUCUGUGUUACGCUGCCGCCGCCUUAUGGAUGUGUGCAUUCCUCGAUGCACGAUGCGGAAGCUUUCGCCUGGCAUGCGCUCAAUACCUACACCGGGCAGCCGUGGACGUUGGCUCGCCUGCUACUCCCGUUGCUUCCCCUGGAGCAGGACGAGCGAGCACGUGGUGCAGGCCUUACGCUGAAUCUUGGCCUCUAUGUCAAAGGCGGCAUCCACGGCUACUACAAGUACACCAAGCUCUUUCCUAAUGUGUGCCGCGUCCUGAACAUGCUUGUCAUGGCGGUGCACCCGGACCACAAGUGGUCAGCGCUUACGCUGGGCGUGGACAACCGCACAUUGCCGCACAAAGACCGCUGGAACUCGGAUCAUGACUCCCUCUUGGUGGGGCUCUCUCACCACAUUGAGGGCGGCAUUUGGGUCGAAAGGGAGCAAGGCCAGCACUUCGAAGAAUGCGACGAUUACGAUGAUCUCCGUCCCGGUGAUGUGUGGGAAACGGCCGGCCAAGCUGUCCUUUUCCCGGGACGAACUCACUGGCAUGCCACGCUACCGUGGACGGGUGGAAACAGAGUAGUCCUGAUAGCCUAUGCGCCGGGCCAUACUGCUACGGUCAAGUCGCACCAGAUUGCUCACCUUGUGGACCUGGGGGUAGCUGGACUAGCCGGAGAUGCGUCGGAAAAGUCGGCCAUGGCAACGUUCCCUGAUGGAGCGCACACAGCAACCGGCCGAAGCCGCCGCGCACUCAUGUCCGUUGCAUACGGCGCUGCGCUGCUGCUCAACGCCAGGCUGUACCAUCCGGUAGAGCGAUAUGAGCCACAAUCACUGCUGCCGCAAUUGCAGGCUGACUGCUGGGCACAGGCAUACCAGACGGCUGUGACCGAACGGCAUCGGGCACUCACCUUACAUGCUGCUCGAUCUGCAGAUCUUCGGCAGGUCUGGUUCACACAGCCCGUUGUCACAGGGCACACAGCCGCGACAGUGAUGACACAGCUCCAGACCACUGGCCCCGCUACGUCGUCUUCUCAGCAUGAGCAUGGGUUCGAGCCUACCACACCGACCUCUACCUCCUCGGCGUCGGGCUUGCAGCGACCCAUCGAUGUGACUGCGGACAGACUUCAGCGGGCAACUACCAGCACACCAAGUAUGCCUGCGAUUGGGUCUGUUGCUGCUUCGCUGCAGUCUACAGACCAGUCGCCAGGGAGUACAAGCUCGAGGCCUGUACAUAGCGAAGCGGUGCAUGGAACGGAGGCCGACGGUGGAACCGAGUUUUGCACACGUUCUGACAGCUUCGACCUGAACGACAUGGAUUGA
This is a messenger RNA of Symbiodinium sp. CCMP2592, 1545 nucleotides long. The record is from the annotation of a GenBank genome assembly. Lineage: Eukaryota; Dinophyceae; Suessiales; Symbiodiniaceae.